CCAAAAAUAAAGUUUGAGGUUAUAAUUUGGAAUAAUUUCAUUCACAGUGAUUAAAUAUAAUUUACGUUUCAUGUUUCUUUAAUAUUACUUAAAUAGUAUUGAAUCAUGGAGAAUAGAUUUGUAAAUGAACGAAAAUGUUUAAGGAAGCAAAAACGAGCGCAACAUAGAUUAGCUAGAGAUAUGAACAUUGAAUGUUCUGAAGAACCAACACAAAAUUUGGUUAUAUGCAACGUCGGAAUUGUAACAGGACUUCAACAGGAAUUUUUGGAAUCAAUUUUAUUAGAAAUAACUGAAAGCUAUGAGAUUAUUAUGCCUCUCAAUAAAUCUUAUUGUUUUAUAAAGUUUGAUCACAAAGAAACAGCUAGUAAAGUUUACAAUUAUAUACAUGGGAAAGUCAUUGGAGAUCAAAAUAUUCCGUUAUAUUUAACCUACUCUAAAUCACUCCCAGAUAUUGAAAAUGAAGAGAUAAUUAAUGAAUUACCUCGAGGAUUGAAAUUAAUUAAAGAUUUUAUUACGAUUGAGGAAGAAAAUUUACUUUUAAAUUCUCUCAAGUGGAAUGAGAAUGACGAAAUUAAUUUAGAACUCAAACAUAGAAAAGUAAUGCAUUUUGGCUAUGAAUUUGAUUACAGUACUAAUAAAGUUGAUCCUAGUAAUCCAAUUAAAUCUAUUCCAAAUGAAUAUAAAUUUUUACAAGAAUUGUUUGAAAAAAACAAAUGUGGAAAUCAUGUAUAUGAUCAGUUAACAAUAAAUAGAUAUCAGCCAGGACAAGGUAUUCCACCACACAUUGAUACUCACAGUGUAUUUGAAGACCCAAUUUUAUCACUUUCAUUAGGCUCUGCAUGUGUUAUGGACUUUAGAAAGGGCCAACAAAAAAUUCAAAUUGUAUUACCUGCUCGCUCACUUCUCAUUAUGUCUCAAGAUGCAAGAUAUGCCUGGUCUCACGGAAUUUGUCCACGAAAAAAAGAUGUUAUUAAAGAAGAAAGUAUAAAAAUUUUACCAAGGGGAACUCGUACUUCUUUUACAUUCAGAAAAAUUAGAACAACUGGUUGUGAUUGUAAGUUCAAAAAAUUUUGUGACUCAAGGCUCACCAGCAAUUCCAUUGAUAAUUCAAGAGCUUCUCAAGUUGAACUAUUAUAUGUUCAUGAUGUUUAUGAAAACAUUUCCAAUCAUUUUGACGAAACAAGACAUAAACCUUGGCCAAAUGUAUCUGAAUUUUUGGAAUCACUUGAACUUGGUAGUAUUGUCCUUGAUGUUGGCUGUGGAAAUGGGAAAUAUUUAUCACAUAAGCCAGGAAUUUUUAAAAUUGGCUGCGAUCGAAGUUCAAACUUGACGAAAAUAUCGCGAAAUAAAUCUUUUGAAGUCCUAAUAUCUGAUUGUCUCCAAUUACCAUUUAAUUCCAAUUCCUUCGAUGCAGCUAUAAGUAUAGCCGUAAUUCAUCAUUUAUCAACUCACGAACGGCGAAAAGAAGCUUUUUUAGAACUCUUACGAGUCUUAAGACCUGGGGGUAGAUGUUUAGUAUAUGUUUGGGCUAAAGAACAGAAAAGAAACGACGAGAGUUCAGUUUACCUUAAAUAUAAUUCCAAUAAAUGUAAAGAAGAUAAUUUCAAUAACUUUCAACAAUUAUUCCAAGGUUUGGAACUUCCAGUUCAUGAGAAUCGCACUAAUUUUCUACACAAUGACGUUCUCGUUCCAUGGAAGAGAAAAACAGGGGGUCAAUUUUUGCGAUAUUAUCAUGUUUUCGAUGAAAAUGAAUUCCAGAACUUAUGUUCAAGUCUUCCGUACUCUAAAGUACAGGAAAUAUAUUAUGAUCAAGGGAACUGGUGUACUAUAUUACAAAAAACAUGAUACUUGAACAAAUAAGUCAUCAAAAGCCAUUUACAUUUCUAUUCGAAAUAAUUAUACUAACUAAAAUAUAUUGUAUAUAAAAAAAAUUUUUUUCUUGUAAAAUAAUUGAAUAAAAAGACCUUGUAGAUCUUUAUGUAAA
This is a messenger RNA of Chelonus insularis, 1984 nucleotides long. Its product is annotated as alkylated DNA repair protein alkB homolog 8. Gene Ontology annotation, molecular function: tRNA binding; tRNA (5-carboxymethyluridine(34)-5-O)-methyltransferase activity; S-adenosylmethionine-dependent methyltransferase activity. The record is from RefSeq and is a predicted model, not a curated record. The transcript has 3 exons. Gene Ontology annotation, cellular component: cytoplasm; nucleus. Gene Ontology annotation, biological process: tRNA methylation; tRNA wobble uridine modification. Lineage: Eukaryota; Metazoa; Arthropoda; Insecta; Hymenoptera; Braconidae. Bases 106 to 1845 code for a protein of 579 amino acids.